This is a messenger RNA of Ipomoea triloba (trilobed morning glory), 587 nucleotides long. RefSeq names its product small ubiquitin-related modifier 2-like. The transcript is spliced from 4 exons. The coding region runs from base 220 to 489 and encodes 89 amino acids. Gene Ontology annotation, biological process: protein sumoylation. Gene Ontology annotation, molecular function: ubiquitin-like protein ligase binding; protein tag activity. Lineage: Eukaryota; Viridiplantae; Streptophyta; Magnoliopsida; Solanales; Convolvulaceae. The record is from RefSeq and is a predicted model, not a curated record. Gene Ontology annotation, cellular component: nucleus.
UCAAACUGCAAUUUGCUGUAAAAGAGAGUGAGAGAAAGAGCAUAUUUGGUGGCUUGCUGUUACUCCUUCCAUCCUCAACAAGUUUCACAGGAGACAUCAAUUUGGUGUUACUAUUUCCAUUUUCGACAACCUCCACCAUAGACAUUGAAGAGCAGUAGAUCGGUUUGCUGCUAACUUCUUCCAUCUUCGACAAGCGCCACCGGAGACGUUGAAGAGGAAAUGGGCGGAGACGAUGGUAUGAUUGAGCUGUCCAUCUUAUUCCAUCAGGAUGGUAUUAGCAGCAUAGUGAGAUGUAGGCGUGACAAAAUGAUGAAAGGUUUACUGGUAGCUUAUUGUGACAAAAAGCAGGUGGAGUAUGGAGACAUUCGGUUCCUGUAUGAGGGGAAGCGGCUCCCGGUGAAGAAGACCCCGAAUGAGAUGGGCAUGAAAGAUGGGGAUGAGAUCGAAGCAUUUAUGAAUGUUCAGGGAGGAGGCCUGCUCGCCAUUUGAUGAUUGGAUUUCAACUUUCAAUUUUCAGUCUUCAGAAUGCAUGUAUGUGUUUGUCCACUUCUAAUUAUCCUAUGUAGUAAAAUUGGAACUAAGGUAGG